AUGAAAAUGACCUUCUACAACGACCACUUGAAUCAGAUGAUCAAAGCCGGUCCGGCGGUGGGCGACAAACUGGUCUAUGUCCUGGAGCAGAUUCUGGACCAGAUCAAGGUGGCAGGUCUUCCUGGGGGAGGUGAUGUCCCUGAGCAGUUGCAGGGCACGGUGGGUGCCAUUCGAGAUGUUUGCGAAGGGCUUCACGUGCUUUGCAACGCUGGCAGUCCCUACAAACCAGACGGUGUUCUGCUGAUCCUGAAUCACAAAGGAAUGCAGGACAUCAUGAUGGCCGGCCUCAAGAUGGCCAUCCAAAGCGGCUGGAGCCAGGCUUGCAACGAUGUUCUGCGGACAACUGCCAGCCUGAAAGCAUGGCAGCUUUCUGUGUCGACCAUCGAGGAGAAGGUGGCUGCGGUGAAGGCCGGCGGCUCCGACUUCGACUUCGCGUGCAUCGGUUACAUCGCGGAGCGCUUGGAGUCGUGCAGACAGAAUCUGCGCGAGGGUACCACUGCUCGGACAGAGGAGCAGUUGCGUGGGAUGACAGAGAAGGCAACCGAAGCCAUCGUGUCCUCUGACAUCGCAAUCGGGCAGAUCAGCUAUGAGGACCAAGACAUCAAAACGGUGCUGAAAGCUUGGAGCCUCCUGCGGCAGGAUGCACCCACAAGAACGGCAGCUGCGAGGCUGCAGAAGUGGCAUGCCGAGGCGGCACAGGUUCUGGCAACGCAGAAGUUUCUCGAGAAGUGCAAAGUGGAGAGCUUCGACGAUGCUGCGCUCUUUGAGUUGAUCAAGUCGUUUCCCUUGUGCAAGUCUGUUUUCGUGGGGCUGCAGGAGGAUGAUGCCUCCAUUGCCGUCUUGCGGAGCUGCCUCUCCCCACUCUUCCAAUGGCUCAGCCUUAAUGUCUUUGGCACUGGCGUGUCCAAGACCACAACCGAGCUGCAGCAGGCGGCUGACUUCAUUGGUGAGGUGGUGAUCUUGUCCCAGCACAGCGCCAAGGACUGGUUGCUCAAGAAUAUGCAAGUGGUGCAGGCGAAUGUGAAGGUUCGCAACAGCCAGGAUGCAUACAGCAAGCUUGGGCAGACCCUAGAGGAGAAGGUGCAUCGCGACCGCCGCCGGAACAUGUUGGUUGAGUACAUGCGAGCGGUCGAGGCCUCCCAAGCGGCCGCGAAGGAUGUGGAGCAGUUCCGAGCUGGUGACAGAUUCCGGGAUGGGGAGGACAUCGAGGACGAGAGGCUGCGGACUCUGAAUUUCCACGAGAAGGCCCCGUUGGAUGUGUCGGAGUUCAUCGAUGCCGUGAAGUUGGUAUGCCACAACUUCAAGGAGGAGAUCAAGAGCAUGGCCAGUGCCUUGAAGGAAAUCACUGGUGAUCUCUGCAAUCCGGACAUGCCUGGGUACUGGCGUGCCGGCCUCAGCAACGAUUGCGAGCUGGACGAGUUGAAAGCAAAGGCGAAGAGUUUGAAGGACUUCAAGGGCGGCCAGUGCAUGGAUGUGCACAGCAAGUACACCAAGGAGCUCAAGGACAUCUCAGAGUUCCAGACGACGUUUGGGCCAGUUGCGGCAUCUUUCGAGAUCAUGAAGGAGCUUGGCUCGGACAAGGAGUGCUUUGAGAAAGUGUUGCAGCAAGCAAGGGUUGCUGUUUGUGAGGGGAUCAUUCUGCUUGCAGUGCAAAGCACGCGUGCAGUCGCGAACAAGUUGUUGCUGGAUGAAGCUGCCGCAAUUGCUGGCGGCUCCGUUCCAGAGUCCAUGAUCCAUCCGAAGUUGAUCGAAGCGAAGAACAACUUGCUGUCGUGA
Molecule: messenger RNA, 1776 nt
Organism: Symbiodinium sp. CCMP2592
Lineage: Eukaryota; Dinophyceae; Suessiales; Symbiodiniaceae
Source: the annotation of a GenBank genome assembly